Penaeus chinensis is the source of this 3959-nucleotide messenger RNA. RefSeq names its product SCY1-like protein 2. The transcript is spliced from 16 exons. NCBI's taxonomy places the organism in Eukaryota, Metazoa, Arthropoda, Malacostraca, Decapoda, Penaeidae. The record is from RefSeq and is a predicted model, not a curated record. The coding region runs from base 139 to 2685 and encodes 848 amino acids. Gene Ontology annotation, biological process: protein phosphorylation. Gene Ontology annotation, molecular function: protein kinase activity; ATP binding.
UCCGCCGCCAGGUGUGCGACGAUCAGCUGGUCGGGACGUAAACAUCGACUCCUCCAACAGUCAGAGCAAAGGCAGUGAACACCACCCUUGCGCUACAAUUACUAGUGUCAACCUCAUACAUGUCACAGGGAAAGCAAAAUGGACCGGAAAGUGAUGGAGUCCAUGCUGAACAAGCUCCGCUCUACAGUCAGCAGUGCGGCCAACAGUGCAGUUUCAAAUGCUGUACAGAUUGCUUCACAGGUGUCCAAUUACCUGCCUGGAAACCCUGUGACGAGAGAAUUUGAAGCCACUCAGCACAUUGCCUCUGCUGGACCUGGCUUGGUUUGGAAGAUAUACAAGGGUUACAAGAAGUCCACAAAGCAAGAUGCUGCCAUAUUUCUGUUUGAGAAGCGUCAGUUGGACAAGUGGGAUAAGCAGGAGAGGGAGGCCAUGCUGGAUAAGCUGAGAAAAGGCGUCUCUCAGUUAACGAGGCUGAGACAUCCCCAGGUCUUGACAGUCCAGCAUCCUCUUGAAGAAUCAAGAGAAACCUUAGCUUUUGCCACAGAGCCUGUGUUUGCAUCGCUGGCCAAUGUCCUUGGUCAGACUGAGAAUAUGCCUGUUCCCACACCACCUGUAUUCAAGGAUUACAAGCUGUAUGAUGUUGAAAUUAAAUAUGGUCUUAUGCAGGUCAGUGAAGGUCUGGCAUUUCUUCACAAUUCAGUCAAAACUGUCCAUCGUAACAUCUGCCCUGAAAACAUUGUGUUGAACCAUCAAGGUGCUUGGAAGCUCUUCGGAUUUGACUUCUGUGUGGCUAAUCAGGCUACUGCAGACCAGCCUCCCUUCUGGCCCUUCGAGGAGUACGACUCGCGGCGGCACCCCAACUGCCAACCCCACCUGGACUAUCUGGCCCCUGAGUAUGCCCUCACACACACCCUAGACACGGCUGCUGACCUCUUUCCCCUUGGUGUCUUAACCUAUGCUCUGUUCAAUGAAGGUCGUCCAAUUUUCCACAACAACCAGGACUUCAGCACCUUCAAGAGGAACUGUUGUGAAUAUAAAAAUCCAAACAGCCUAAAGCUACAGUCAGUACCAGAUGGCAUAAGAGACCAAGUGCGCCUCUUACUCCAUGCUACCCCACAGCUUCGACCAGAUGCAUUGCAAUUAUCAAAGGUGCCAUACUUUGAUGAUGUUGGUGUGAAGACGCUGAGUUACCUGGAUCAGAUGUUUCAGUGGGAUAACAUGCAGAAGUCACAAUUUUACAAGAGUUUACCACAAAUCAUACACCAGCUGCCCCACAGAGUGUGUGUGCUAAGAAUUGUACCAAGUUUGGUGAAGGAAUGUAUCAAUUCAACCAUGGUACCAUUUGUACUUCCUGUUAUCCUGUUGGUUGCUGAACGAGCCACAAAAGAGGAGUUUGUGGAACACAUUUUGCCACAUUUAAAGCCCAUAAUGAAGCUCACAGAGCCUGUCCAGGUCAUGUUACAACUAAUGCAAAAGAUGGAACUGCUUCUGGGAAAAACUCCUGCAGAGGAUGUUAGGAGUGACGCCCUGCCGCUCCUGUACCGUGCUCUGGAGUGUGAUACUCAACAGAUUCAGGAACUGUGCUUGAGUGUUAUUCCUACUUGUGCCCAUCUGGUGGAAAACCAUGCCAUGAAGAAUGCUCUCCUGCCCAGAAUUAAGAAGCUUUGUCUCGGAACAGGCUAUCUGUCGGUUCGUGUAAACUGCCUUGUAUGUGUGGGCAAGAUCCUGGAGCACCUCGACAGAUGGUUGGUCAUGGAUGAUAUCUUCCCAUUCUUGGAGCAAAUACCAUCAAGAGAAGCACCAGUGGUUAUGGCCAUUGUGGGAAUUUUCAAAGUAGCCCUAAACCACAAGAAGCUCGGCAUAUCCAAGGAAAUCCUUGCAACCAAAGUCCUGCCUUUCCUUUUCCCCUUAAGCAUUGAGAACUCGCUCACUCCAACCCAACAUUCUGCGAUCAUGGUCCUCAUUAAGGACAUGACGGAAAGAGUGGAGUCUGAACACAGAACUAAAUUAGAGCAGCUAAACUCCAUAAAGGAUGAGCAAAAAGCACUGCAGAUGGCAAUGCCAACAAAAAUAAAUGGAAACGAUAAUGCACCGGUAUCCGCUGUUGAUGCAAGUUGCGACAUGUUUGCUGGCCUUGGGCUGAACCAGUUCACAGGUGGAGGAACAGCCAAUCAUAAACCCCAGACGCCUACCCCAGUGCCCAACCCAGUGCCCAACCCAGUGCCCAACCCAGUGUCAGCAUCGACUUCCAAGCCCUCAAAUCUUUCUCUUUCUCUGGAGGAAAAGCAGAAGAUGGUUAAAGAACAGGGGUUACAGAACACCUUGAGCAAGCAGCCCCCCUUAUUACCUUCCCCUCCACCCCCUGCUACUGCUGUCAACAAACCCAUCACUAGUCCACAGUCACAGAAUCCGCCCUCUUCCCUGACAAAGCCAGUACAACAUAACCACGACCUCACUUCAUCCCUGUUGAAUUCCAAUUUGAACAUGAUGAGCAACCAACCUGCAGUCCCGGCAUCAGUAAAUGGACACCAAGGGAUGAUGGGAACGACUGCACCCAUGGGAAUGAUGAAUAACAUGAACAACACUUCAUCAGCAUUCAGCGGCAUGACAGGCAAUGGUACCCUCAUGAACUCAGUUGGUUCAAACAUGACUUCAAGCAUGACUUCUAUGGGGACAACUAGGUAACAUGUUCCAGCCCAUGGGUGGAAUGAAUUCCUGGCCUAGUCAGGUACCAGCUCAAAAUACACCGAUGCAAAAACCAAACAUAUCGGCAUUUGAUAACCUGUUGCCAUCGCAGCAGAAACCAGUGAGCAUGAACCAGAUGGCAGUCAUGAAUGCAAACACUAGGAAUUCCUUUGGUUCCAUGAUGUCACCCAUGCAGCCCAUGAAUCCCAUGGCAUUCUCAAAACCUGCAACACCGGGAGUGAAGCAACUAAGUUCCUCUGAAAUUAAUGACUUCCUCAGCUGAAAAAGCACGUCUGAGUAUGGUAUAACAGUGAUAUUUUUUAUUUUCUUCUUCAAGAGAGAAAUUAAUUUUUGCAUUUAUUUACAAUUUAGACAAAAGCCGGAUUUUUAUGUAGCUUCUGUAUUUAUGUAGGACACAUUUAUAUUUUUGAUGUAUCAAAAUAGUGCAUAUAUGGAUACAGUAUACACAGUUUUAGUCUCUUUUAUUUUAAUCUGUAAAUGACCAGCUUAAUAUUACCAUUUUUUGCAAAACUUCAAAUAGAAUACUAAGUUGUGUUCAGAGCAUUUUUUAAAAGGAGAUUAUAAUGGUUUUACAGGUGAAAGGGAAAUUUUGAUUUUAUUUUACAAAGAUGAUUUGAGUGUCAGUAUUUAAUCAUUCUUAUUACAUCAGCCUGUAUCUUUGUUGAUUUGACAUAUAUUAUAUAACCUGCAUAAAUUAACAAAAAAAGUGUCUUGUUAAACUUUAUAUCAUUCUUUAAAGUGGAGAUAUAUUUUUUGCUGUGAGGUUAGAUGGGUAGAUUAUAGAUGGAAGUCUUGUGUAACUGCAUAAUGUUUUGAGGACUUGGAAAGUUAUUUUACAUGAGAAAAGUGCUUGAUGAUUGCAUAGGGUAUCGACUUAGAGCUUCACACAUUCCAUUGAAUUGGAUUUGGGUCAAAGAGUUGAAAAUCUAGUCAAAUUACAAUUUUAUGUAUAGGAGAAAUAUAGGUGUAUAUGAAGAGCAUUUCUAAUGUUUCUUUGUUUUUCCGUUAUUGUUUACUAGUUCUCAAAAUGACCUUUUUGUGUUAAAAAGCAUAUUUAUGAAUACAAUUUAUACAUACAUAUAAAAUUAUAAUUAUUGUUUUAUAAUGAAUAAUGUUGAAAAGUUUCUACAAAAUUAUGUAUGGGCACAACUUUAGGUUGCUUUAUUUUUCACCAAUCUGUUUAUAGAUCUGAUGGGGACAGUAAAAGAAUUUUUUAUUUGAAAACACUAACAGAAAAUAAAUUGAGUAAAAGC